CAUAAAACACAGGACAUUUCAAGAAACACAUAUUUAAGUGUACCACGCAUGAAUCAAACCGAAUGCCAAACCUUUUGCAGUGGAACAGAAUAUUUUGCUAUAAAGGAUGACACUUGUGUAUGUUUGAUGCAUGGUGAUUUAAAAGACAAGUUACCGUAUAAUACAUGCGCUUGCGCCGAAUGUUAUAGAGUAAUGAAACAUAAUAUACCAAAUGUAACAAUUUCUUGCAAAGAUGAAACUAAAUGUUUAUGCAUGGAAGCAGCUUGCAUUGAUAAAGGUAUUAGGUUAAAAUCAGAAAGGUGUGCAGAUCACUUUAUUGUCAAAUGUGACGGUGUUACAAACACGAAAUCUGUAUAUAAGAAUCAUACUGAUGCAGUUCGUUUUUGCAAUGGAAAAUCCGCAAUUUUACAAUGGUAUACACACGACAGUUGUUCGUUUUCCAUAGGAACAGCACCACACUGGACAGGGGGUACACGGGUCUAUAAUACACACCAAGUGAAACGCCAAGAAUUGCCAAAUUUGCAACCGUCAUUUCGUUGUUUGAAACUGACCAAAGAAUCUGAUACCGAGGUAUAUGAUUCCUGUGAUAAAGAUAAUGUUGUUUUGCCAUAUUUUUGUAAGAUUGACAACAAGAAAACAAACAAAGUGAUAAGUGAAAACAAUACUACAGGUGUUAUAGCUGGAUCAGUAACAAUGGUUUUGCUCGUAGUUGCUAUAUCUGUAUUAGGACUUUUCUUGUACAAAAGAGGACUAGAUUCAAAAGCCUCUCAGAGCAGAAGUCAAAAUAUAGACCAAACAACGAAUCAAUUAACAACAGAAACCAAUUCAGACGGCCCUAAGACGGGACUUAGAAAAGGUAACAGGCCGUUACCGAUACCUUUUAUCGGAAAUAUGUCAUAUGACAAGCCGGAGGAAGAUGAAAAUACUUACUGUAGAAUAGCAUCUGUAUGUGUCGAGGAACCAACAAACAAUUUUUCGAAUCAGUGUUAUAAUGAAAUUAUUUUCAAACGUGACACUCAUUCAUCAAAAAUACAUCAGAAAGAAAAUACGAUACCCGUUGAUAACACAGAAGACGACGAAAAUGUCUACUCUAGGAUAGUAUCUGCUGUUUUUGACGAACAAAAACGGACCGUUGCAAAUUCUUGAAAUGAUGAUUUCCAAUUAAAGGAAGAACACAAAUCAUAUCCUUAAGAUAUUAUCCAAGAUACACAGAUUAAGGCUGUCAACUGUAAAUCCAGUGAUUAUUCAACAAUUUCAAAACAAAUUUAUAUAAUGCAUAUCAUGAUCAUUUAAGCUUUGUAUUAACACCUAUAUUAUAUGUUGUAAUUUGUAAGUUUCAGGUGUGAUAAAUUAUAUUCCCCUGAAUGUAAUGAAUAUGAUGUUCAGUGGUUGUCGUAUUUGUAUGUGGUUUAUAAGUGUUAUUUGUUACUCGUUUUUAUAUAGAUCAGAUCUUUGAUUUUUCCGUUUGAAUGGUUCUAUACUAGUAAUGUUUAUGGCCCGUUAUAACUUGCUGUUCCGUGUGAGCCAAUGCUUCGUGUUGAAGGCCGUACCUUGACCUAUUAUAGAUUACUUUAAUUUAUAAAUUGUUACUUGGAUGGAUUGUUGUCUUGUUGGCACUUAAACCACAUCUUCCUAUAUCUGUAUGUUCAUUAUGUUUAAAAAAGUUGAAAAAAUAAACCCUGCUUGUCAGCUAUUCCUCUCAUAUAUUGUUUCUAUUUGUCUCUAUUUUUGGAAGCAGGAUCUGCUUACCCUUAUUGAGCACUUGAUAUCACCCCCAGUUUUAGUUGGGUUCGUGUUGCUUACUCUUUAGUUUUCUAUGUUGUGUCUUGUAUACUAUUAUUUGUCUGUCUGUUUGUCGUUUUUCAUUUUUAUCCAAGGCGUUGUCAGUUUAUUUUUAAUCAGUGAGUUCAACUGUUCCUAUGGUUCUUUCGUCCCCCUUUCAAAUUAUAUAGAUUGUUUUGUUUUUAAAAUUUCCUGUCAAACGAGUCAAGUAAGUAAAAAAAAAGAUAAUUUCGUUAGGACAAUCAAAUUGAAUAUGAUACACGGUCAACAAGUAUUAAGUUAUCUUAUAUUGUAUACAUUGAUGUACAAUACAUUUGGUUCGCUUUACACAUUUAUUUCUAAUGCAUAGACAAUACAUUCUUAAAAAUUGCCUACUUUGUAAUGUUUUGCCUUUGUAUGUAGAUUUGGGAUUGUAAUACAUAUCCAAUGCAUCAACUAAUAACUUUUCCUUUGCGAAAUGUCAUGAACAUGAAAUAAAAUAUAAAAAAAGAGACAACUAUGCCCCAGAGACUUUUUGAUGCCUAUAAAAUCGAUUAUGGGUCACGGUAUGGUCUUCAGCAAUGAGCACCAACCAUACCGUAUAGUGAGUAACACAUAGGAGUGAUCACAGAUGAUUCUGGUAUGAACAUCAAAUGUUGCUUCACAAGUUGAAACCAUUAUGUUGUUCAUGAUAGGUACAAAUUUAAUAUAAUUUGCAUUCGGUUAUAAGAAAGAACACGAUUAAGACAAAUACAGUUGGUACUUACAUUUGUAUCCGUAUGUAUCUGUGACAGAGACAUUCAGCAAUGGUCAACCAACUGAUAAUGGCAAAUAUCUAAAUUAUGAACGGACGAAUGAAAUACUUAGAAUGUUUGGGUAAUAGUUGCAUAGUUAUUAUAAGCAGCAGUCUUCUAUCACAGAAAAAAUAAUCGGAUAUACAAGUUUAGAUUAACUCAAU
This is a messenger RNA of Mytilus trossulus (common blue mussel), 2719 nucleotides long. RefSeq lists its product as uncharacterized. Lineage: Eukaryota; Metazoa; Mollusca; Bivalvia; Mytilida; Mytilidae. The record is from RefSeq and is a predicted model, not a curated record. The transcript has 8 exons. The coding region runs from base 49 to 1146 and encodes 365 amino acids.